Molecule: messenger RNA, 425 nt
Organism: Paramecium octaurelia
Lineage: Eukaryota; Ciliophora; Oligohymenophorea; Peniculida; Parameciidae
Source: the annotation of a GenBank genome assembly
AUGGAAGAAAAUCAAAAUUUAGAGGAGAACACCUAUUCACAAGAAGAAGUAGAUCGUAUUACCUAGGAAUCCAUCGAAAGUGUCUUAAAAGAAGUGCAAUACGAGGAAUCAAAGGUAAAAUCGACAUGUUGACUUCUAGGUACAAGGUUGGAUCAAUGCCAUUUGUGAAAAAGUUACACAAUAAUUAAUUGAAUUGGGAAAACCAUACAAGUAAGAAUUUGUUUAGAUGUUGAAGAUAUAUAGUUCAUUGCAUGAUUAUGUAAAGAAAUGGAGCUGGAGCAUUUGUUACAACUUCAUAAUGGUGGGACACUGUAGCUGAUGGAUAAAUUAUCAUAUCUUGGCCUAAAGAUAAGCAAGCAAAACAAGAACAAUAAAAAAAUACUCUCCAUUGCAUUUGUAGUGUGUUUGCCGUAAGCAUGAUUUGA